Molecule: messenger RNA, 1101 nt
Organism: Adineta steineri
Lineage: Eukaryota; Metazoa; Rotifera; Eurotatoria; Adinetida; Adinetidae
Source: the annotation of a GenBank genome assembly
AUGUCAAAUUCCAAUACUCGUCUAAUUGAAAAUCUCAACAAUGCGACAUUUUGGAUUAACCGAAUAAGUCCAAUGCUUUCGAUUAUAUUUGGAACAUUUGGAAAUGUUUUCAAUAUUAUCAUAUUUACUCGUCGUUCAUUACGUAAUAAUCCAUGUUCAAUAUAUUUUUUAGCAGGUUCAAUUGCAAAUUUUUUUGUUAUCUAUGUAGCUUUAUUAACACGUUAUCUUGCAACUAGUUGGAAUUGGGAUCCAACAGCGACAAAUAUGGCUUGGUGUAAAAUACGUUAUUUUCUUAUAUAUCCUGCACUUAGUUUAGUUCUUUGGUUUAUUGUACUUGCUAGUAUUGAUCGAUACUUUUCAAGUUCACAUAAUAUACGACGUCGUCAAUUAAGUACUGUAGUAAUAGCACGAAAGAAUAUUAUCUAUACAACUGUAUUUAUGUUUUUAAUUAAUAUACAUUCUUUAAUAUUUGCUAGAUCUGUAGUAAUCAAUAAUGUAUCUAGUUGUACUAUUCUACCAAAUGAUUAUUUAGUUUUCUUUAAUCUUUUUGUUCCUAUUAUUUCUUGUAUAUUACCACUUAUAUUAAUGGGUAUUUUUGGAAUUUUAACAAUUCUUAAUGUUCGUACAGUUCGUAAUCGUAUUGAUCCACAACAGAAUAAUAAUAGAAAUGAACGUUUACGUUCAAAUGAUCGUCAAUUAAUAAUAAUGCUUUUAUCUCAAAUAACAAUUAUUUUUAUAAUUGUAGCACCUUGGUCUAUUAUUAAUAUGUACAGUGCAAUUGGUACAGUUAUAUUUAAUGUUCAAUUUUCUACAAAUGGACAAGCUAUUUAUAAUUUUUCAUUCAAUCUUUUUCGAAUGUUAUAUUAUAUUAAUCCAGUUGUUGGAUUCUAUAUUUAUACUCUUUCAGGUCAUAGAUUUCGUGUAGAAAUAAAACAUUGUCUUCAACAUGGAUUAAAAUUUAUUUUAACAACAACUGGUCUAAUACAAAAUCAAAAUCAAAUGAAUAAUAAUAUUAUUACUUCAUUCACACUUCGAACAGGAAGAAAUACUGUUCAUCCUGAUCAACAUCAAAGACAAAUCAAUAGAACAUCAAUUGUAUAA